Molecule: messenger RNA, 1355 nt
Organism: Colias croceus (clouded yellow)
Lineage: Eukaryota; Metazoa; Arthropoda; Insecta; Lepidoptera; Pieridae
Gene: Dak1
Product: UMP-CMP kinase
Exons: 1
Coding region: 87-707 (206 amino acids)
Biological process (GO): 'de novo' pyrimidine nucleobase biosynthetic process; UDP biosynthetic process; CDP biosynthetic process
Cellular component (GO): nucleus; cytoplasm
Molecular function (GO): ATP binding; UMP kinase activity
Source: RefSeq, a predicted model, not a curated record
AUACACCAAGGUCAUAAUUGCGCGCAUGUUUUUUGCGAUAAAGUUAUUCAAUUAAAAUAUUUCGAUUCAGUCUUCGUAUACAUUUCAUGUGGGAUCGACUCUUUCGUCCGCUAAGUAGUUACAUUAAAAAGAUGGUUCCUGAAGUUGUUUUCGUUUUGGGUGCUCCUGGAGCCGGCAAGGGCACACAGUGUACAUUUAUUUCGAAGGAAUUCGAUUUCGUGCACCUUUCUGCUGGUGAUCUGUUGCGUGAGGAGCGUCAAAGGCCUGGUUCAGAAUAUGGCGAGAUGAUCGAGGAAAAGAUCCGGAACGGUGAGAUCGUACCGGUAGAGGUUACGUGUUCGUUAAUACACAAGGCUAUGACAAAAUCUGGUAAGACACGGUUCCUUAUUGAUGGUUUUCCAAGAAAUAAAGACAAUUUAGAUGGUUGGGAGCGUGUGAUGUCUGAUAAGACGAAACUUCUCUUUGUAUUGUUUUUCGAGUGUUCCCGAGAUUUAUGUACGGAAAGGUGUCUGGGACGAGGAGCCGCUGGUAGCGGCCGCUCUGACGAUAAUCUAGAGAGUCUGAAGAAGAGAUUUAAUACCUAUUUGAAUGAUACCAUGCCAAUUAUUAACCAUUAUGAUGAAAAGGGUCUAGUUCGCAGGGUAAAUGCGGAAACGAGCCCACAGGAAGUAUUCGAAGAUGUCAAGAAGUGCUUCAAUGCACUUUAAUGUACAGAGUAUAGAAAUUAAGUAAUUUAUGUGUAAGUCAAUAUGUAGAAUAUGUGGCAUCAUUUGAUUGUAUCUUAAAAAUUUCAAUAGAUUAAUAGUAGCUAAUUUUUUCUCCAAAGAAAUAUAAAUAGGCAUGUAAAUGAUUUGGUUUACAUUAGAAUUUACUGAUGCAGCUGUAGAGCUUAAUUUUAUGUAAUAAUGUGAAUGUAUUAAAGCAAGGUUGAGAAGGCUCUUGCCUGGUCUGUAGACUAUAACCUUCAUUGUAAUAGCAUUUAAAUUGCAUUGUCUAUCUAAAGGUCAUUUGUGUUGCCCCUGUAAGUAACAUUCUAACUUAUUUCAGUAAAUAUGUGCCAUAGGAUUAGAAGUUAUUGCACAUAAUCCAAGGUAAUCAAUUUAGUAACAUGACUUGUGUCUUUAUGAAUGACAUCAUUUGAUUUUAUAAGUUAUCUACUCAAGAUAAUUAUUUCAUUGAAACUUAUCAGUAUAAUUGAUACCAAUUUUAAUUUCUACAAUUUUCAAUCAGCAAAGUGGGGUAAACUUAUACAUGACUGUUUUAUAAUUCUGCUAUUUGAUAAUAUUCUUUUGCUGUUUUUAUUUUUUAAUUUAUACAACAUGUAUGAUAUGUAAAUAAAGAUUUAUGUUGAACAA